UAUAGCUGGUUGGAGUUCUCUUGUUUCUACCACUUAGCGUAGGUGGUAAAGUGUAUUUUGCAUGUUGAAAUUUGAGUUAAUUGAGAAAUUGUGGUUUUAGAUAUAAAUUCCUGGAGCCAAGUUUUCAGAAAGUGCAGAGGGUAAAACAAUGAUGGACAUACGCCCAAACCAUACAAUAUAUGUGAAUAAUCUUAAUGAGAAAAUAAAAAAGGAAGAGCUGAAGAAAUCUCUAUAUGCGAUCUUCUCUCAGUUUGGUGAAAUUCUGGAUAUUGUAGCUUUGAAGUCAUUAAAAAUGAGAGGCCAGGCAUUUGUAAUAUUUAAAGAAAUUGGCAGUGCUACCAAUGCUUUGCGGUCUAUGCAAGGAUUUCCAUUUUAUGAUAAACCAAUGAGGAUUCAGUAUUCAAAAUCUGAUUCAGAUGUAAUUGCUAAGAUGAAAGGGACGUUUUCUGAGCGUCCAAAGAAAGUAAAGAGAGUGGCACCUGCUGUUGAAGAAGCCUCAGUUGAUACAAAGAAGGCAAAAAGAAAGGCUGCCAAAGAACAGGCUCGUCAGCUGAAUCCUGGAGGGGCUACACCUGUGGUACAACCAGUUGCACAUGUUGGUGGUUAUGGACAAGCCACAGCUAUGCAACAAGCUGCAUCACAUGUAUCUACAACGGUACCUGAACAGCCCCCCAACCAGAUUCUUUUCCUGACAAAUCUACCUGAUGAGACAAAUGAAAUGAUGUUGUCAAUGUUAUUCAAUCAGUUUCCUGGAUUCAAGGAAGUUAGAUUGGUUCCUAACCGUCACGACAUCGCGUUUGUGGAAUUUGAGAAUGAACUCCAGUCUGGUGCUGCUAAGGAUGCACUUCAAGGUUUCAAGAUUACUCCUUCCCAUGCUAUGAAAAUAUCAUUUGCCAAGAAGUGAAGUGUGUGUAUUUUAUUCUCGCCCAAUUCAGAAUACAGUUAUAUCCUAAUUUUAUAUCUGAAUACAGACAGCAGAUUGGAACUCACACCUGAGGAGGACCAUAGAUUGAGGAAAUUUGAACUCUGAUUUAGGGAUGUGCUGAAAGUGAGGAGCUGUAAAAUGACUUUUCACUGUGUUUGAGUACCUUACCUAACAUUAGCAAUGAAUAUAUCUGACUUUUUGUGCCUGUUAAUCAGGUAGUUCGAGUUGUACUAUAAAAACCACUGCGUUUUGAUAAAAUUAAAUAAUUUUAUUACUAGUA
Molecule: messenger RNA, 1205 nt
Organism: Cryptotermes secundus
Lineage: Eukaryota; Metazoa; Arthropoda; Insecta; Blattodea; Kalotermitidae
Gene: snf
Product: U2 small nuclear ribonucleoprotein B''
Exons: 6
Coding region: 149-904 (251 amino acids)
Biological process (GO): mRNA splicing, via spliceosome
Cellular component (GO): U1 snRNP
Molecular function (GO): U1 snRNA binding
Source: RefSeq, a predicted model, not a curated record